Brachypodium distachyon (stiff brome) is the source of this 1641-nucleotide messenger RNA. RefSeq names its product pentatricopeptide repeat-containing protein At2g45350, chloroplastic. The record is from RefSeq and is a predicted model, not a curated record. NCBI's taxonomy places the organism in Eukaryota, Viridiplantae, Streptophyta, Magnoliopsida, Poales, Poaceae. Gene Ontology annotation, biological process: RNA modification. The transcript is spliced from 3 exons. Bases 1 to 1641 code for a protein of 546 amino acids. Gene Ontology annotation, molecular function: protein binding; RNA binding.
AUGGAAUGGCUCCGCCUCACCUGCUGCCGCUCCUCCUCGGCCGUCUCCUCGUCUCCGGCGACCUCCGCAGCAGCCCCGCGCACCUCCGCCGCCUCCCUCUACUUCCCGCUCUUCCCCUCAUCAUGCACUUUCCUCCACAACCUUCUCAUCCGCGCCUCCGCGACCUCCCCUUCCCCUCGCCUCGCCUUCGCGGCAUUCUCCUCCAUCCUCCGCUCCGGCGACACCCCGGAUCGGUUCACCUUCCCUUCCCUCCUCAAGUCGGCCUCCAGGCUCGCCUCAUUCCCGCGCACGGGCGCGCAGGUGCACGCGCAGGCCGUCCGGCGCGGGCUCUUGGUCGACGUCUUUGUGGUCAACACGCUCCUUGCCAUGUACGCCGCGUUCCGGGACACUCGGUCGAUGCGGGAGGUGUUCGAUUCGUGCGCGGGGGUCGCCGACCUGGUUACCUGGAACACGAUGCUCGGUGGCUACGUGAAGUGUGGGGAGAUAGGGGAGGCCAGGAGGGUGUUCGAGCAAAUGCCCCAGAGGAAUGGGGUGUCCUGGAGCGCGAUGGUGGGGGCAUACGCGGGUGCAGGGGAGCUGGAUGUGGCGAGGGAGAUGUUUGAUGAGAUGCCGGCCAUUGGGAGGAACGUUGUGAGUUGGAACUCGAUGAUAACGGGAUUUGCGCGGCAUGGGCUGCUGCCGCUGGCCAGGAAGAUGUUCGAUGAGAUGCCGGUCAGGAAUCUGGUAUCAUGGAACACGAUGGUCCGGGGGUAUGCAGUGAACGGUGAAAUGAAUGAUGCGAGGGAGCUGUUUGAUAGGAUGCCGGAGAAGGAUGUCGUUUCUUGGACAUGCAUGAUAUCCGGGUACGCGCAGGCUAGAUGCUACACGGAAACCCUUGAGCUGUUCAGGGCAAUGCAGAGCGAGAGCAAUGUCCUUCCUAAUGAGGUGACCAUGGUGAGUGUGCUGUCUGCGUGCGCACAUUUAACAGCUCUGGAAGAAGGGAGGUGGGCUCACGCCUUCAUUGACAAGCACAAGAUGGUGCUCGACAGUGAGUUCAAUCUUGGCGCUGCUCUCAUAGACAUGUACUCAAAAUGUGGGAGAACCGACUUGGCCGUCAAAAUUUUCCACUCCUUGGACCAGAAGAAUGUCUCUGCCUGGAAUGCACUCAUCACUGGGUUGGCAGUAAAUGGUGAUGUUCGGAGUUCCAUUGAUGUGUUUGAACAGAUGAGAAGGUCAGGAGAAAAACCGAAUGGCAUAACAUUCGUUGGUGUGCUGACCGCUUGUGCCCACGGUGGGCUGGUGGAUGAGGGCCGGCGGUGCUUUCAGAGCAUGGCAUCUACUUGUGGAGUGCAGCCAGAAGCGAAGCACUAUGGCUGCAUGGUUGACAUGUUAGGCCGGGCAGGGCUUCUUGAAGAGGCAGAGGAGCUGAUCCGGAGCAUGCCGAUGGUCCCGGAUGUAAUGAUUUUGGGCGCACUACUAGGCGCCUGUCGGAUGCACAAAAGAGUUGAUGUGGCCGCACGAGUUCAGAAUGAAAUACUUGGCCUCAGUACACAGCAAUCUGGUUGCCAUGUUUUGAUAUCUGACAUUUACGCUGCUGCUGGCAAAUGGGCUGAUGCUCUAUAUGCGAGGGGUGUUCUGCAGAAGUUUGGCAUCAACAAAUGA